Molecule: messenger RNA, 990 nt
Organism: Harpia harpyja (harpy eagle)
Lineage: Eukaryota; Metazoa; Chordata; Aves; Accipitriformes; Accipitridae
Gene: TAAR5
Product: trace amine associated receptor 5
Biological process (GO): G protein-coupled receptor signaling pathway
Cellular component (GO): membrane
Molecular function (GO): trace-amine receptor activity
Source: RefSeq, a predicted model, not a curated record
AUGAGCUCAGCCUGGGUUCCCAGUGCUGAGAAGGGGAUGCUUGUCUCCUUGUGCUACGAGGCGAACGGCUCCUCCUACAGGACCUUACACCCCUUCAGGGCCCAGCUGGCCAUUUAUCUGGCUUGUGCCUUGGGCACACUGAUCACGGUGCUGGGGAAGCUGCUUGUCAUCAUUGUCGUUUCCCAUUUCAAAGCCCUGCACAAGCCCACCAACCCCCUGCUCCUCUCCCUCGCCCUUGCCGACCUCCUCCUGAGGCUUAGAGUAUUUACCUGCUGGUAUUUUGGAGAUGACUUCUAUAGGCCGCACACCUUUCUGGACACACUCUUCUGCUUGACCUCCGUAUUUCACCUGUGUUUCAUUUCCAUUGAUCGGCACUGUGCCAUCUGUGACCCUUUGCUCUACCCCACCAAGUUCACCAUAAGAGUGGCCUGCAUUUACAUUGGGGUGGGGUGGGCAGUGUCUGUGGCUUAUACCUCUGUCUUCCUCUACACUAAAGCAACUGCAGAAGGACUGGGCUAUUUUUUACGAGACUUGCCUUGUGUUGGUAGCUGUCAGCUGCUGUUCAACAAGAUCUGGGGGUGGUUGAACUUCCCAGUAUUCUUCUUCCCUUGCCUCGUAAUGGUAGCUCUGUAUGUAAAAAUAUUUACUGUGGCUAACAAGCAAGCCAGGCCGAUAAACAACAUGAGUAUGAGUAUCAGGUCUCAGCUACACGUAGGAGCAUCCAAAGCAGCAAGGACUCUUGGGGUAACUGUAGGAGUCUACCUCCUGUGCUAGUUGCCCAUUACUAUUGACACCAUGGUAGACAGUCUUCUGGAUUUCAUUACCGCCCCAGUUCUGUUUGACCUAAUUUGGUUUGCUUACUUCAGUUCUGCCUGCAAUCCCUCGAUCUAUGUGUUUUCCUACCAUUGGUUCAGGAAAGCUGUGAAACUAGUCUUAACUCGUGGGAUCUUUUGUUCCAGGACACCUACAGUAGACUUGUACCAGGAAUGA